AUCAAUCUGCUUCUCCUUGUCGCAAUGAGAAUUUAAACAUAGAUCAAUCUGCUUCUCCUUGUCGCAAUGAGAAUUUAAACAUAGAUCAAUCUGCUUCUUCUCACCGCAAUGAGAAUUUCAACAAAGAUCAAUCUGCUUCUUCUCGUCGAAAUGAGAAUUUCAACAAAGAUCAGUCUGCUUCUCCUCACUGCAAUGAGAAUUUCAGCAGUGACCUAUCUGCUUCUCACCGUAAUGAACAUUUCAAUAGUCAACAUGCUCCUCACCAUAAUGAUAAUUUUAACAACGAUCAAUCUGUCCCUCGCCAUAAUGAUCAUUUCAACAAAGAGCAAGUUUCUUCUAGUUAUAAUAAACAUUUUAAUAACGAUCCAAUUUAUUCUAAUUACGAAAUGCAUCCCCAUAAUUACCAAGGUACUCGUCGAGGUGAUCGUUUAAGUAACCAAAGCAACGUUCAUCAUGGUGUCGUUCAAUCAAAUCGCGGCAGUGUUCGUAGCCGAAGCACUCAUAGAAGCUUUAGUCCUUACCAUACUCCUCCCAUUAGACAAGAUGUAAUGAUAGAUUGUGAUCCUCAUCCCUCAUCCAAAGAAUCCCACGGAAUAGAAGCUCCCAUGACGGAAGAUUUAGGUGGUUGGGAUUCACAGCCAAAUAAUGUUGAGCCUAACCAACAGAUCAGCCGCUGGGAAGCGGCCGCCGCAGAUCCUUCACUUUUAAUGACGAAGAUUGAAUCAAAUCUUUUAAAAAAGGCAUCCGAGGCUGUUGGAGAAAAAGAUGCAAAAAUUUGUAACGCUAGUUCUACAAGUACCGAGGCAAUGAAAGCGGUCGAACAAACUGAUGAUGAUGAAGUCGACUGGGUAAUAUCCAGUAAAGAAAUUAUCUCUCCGAAGUUGGAAAUUGAUCGACCACAAUCUCCGAGAUUCGAUUCGUUGGAUAAAGAAGAGAACACUAAAAGGAACACUUGGAAUAGAGGAAAGCAUUGGGGACGAAGUCGACACAACGAAGAAAUUCUUAAAGAUGGUUUUGAAGGGAUGAGUUUCCCUCCUCCAUAUCCAAUAUGUCCGGUCUCCUCAGCUACCGACUUGAAGCCCCCGGAACGGCCAAAGGUAGCAAAAAUGGUAGCAAAAAUUUUUGAGAACGAUUCACGGUCAUCCGCGCAAUCUUUUGAAAAGCUUGCAGAAUUAUCAAAAGAAUUAUGGAGUGGUUGUACGGACGUUCCACUCGAUUGGGCCAGCGCGACAGAUAUCGAAGAAUAUCUGAAUGUAAAAGAGGAAAACGAAAACCUCGGUUCGAAUUGGGACUUUAAUAGUGAUGACGGUAUGAGACCGGUGCCAACAAAAAGGCCCAAAGAACAAGAUUGGCCGGACGCGGGACCUUUGGAUUAUAUCCAUGACGACGUUUAUCCAGAUUCAAUGUACAAUGCUUCCUCGUCUAAUGCAGCGUCAACUUCAAAAUAUCCUAAGUUUCAGACACAAUUAGCACAAGGAUAUGAAGAUCACAAACACUUUCUUACCGCGGUACAAAGGGAUGGUGAUAUUUGCUUGAGUGAAUAUGAGUUUUCUCGUUUUAAAAAAGGUGGCCGUUUAGAAAUUACGAGAAAGAUGGUACAAAUCCCAUCUACUGAAUAUUUUGCUUCCACGGGAGGAUCACGAUUAAGAAGGCAAGGAAAAAAAAGGUCUCCCGAUGCAGAGCAUGUUUGUGAUAUGGUCAAUGGUAUAUAUCACACCACUCCUACAAAUUGGCUCAAUUGCAUUUUGGCCGUUGCUCAGGAAUUGAUUCCCAAGAUUAAUUUAUUUGAUACUGAAACGAUACAGAAACUUCUUAAGAUCCUUUCUUCACAUCUCGUUCUAAGGUCAGACAACAAGGAUACAGAGCAACUGAUUCGUAUAUUCAUCGCGAAUGAUGAUUUCUUUAAAGAAGUAUUUUCCUAUAUGAAAGAAGAAGUUAAUUGUGGUAGCGACCUUAUACCCAUUAUUCGACUCUCUGAUUUUGUUCUAAACCUUUUUCCCGAAUCAGCUCGGAAUAUUUCACAUAAUGAUAUCACUGAGGUUUGUGACAAGAUUAGAAGUACCUUUUCCGAGGUGGAAUCGAAAGAAGUUUGUGAAAGACUUAAAAACAUUAGAGAGAUGGUUCAAUAUGCUAAGAAGAUGACUUCAAAACCGCAAACGCCUUCCUGGAUUACUAUGCACUGCAAAAAUUAUGUUGAUAAACCCUUAGUGCCUUUACCCGAAGAAAUUUUCAACUUGAAAGCAAUGAUUGACAAGCCAAUGUUAACACAACAUUUGAUGAAUCGGCCAUGGUUGCCUGAUUAUGAAGAAAUAUAUCGUGAAGUUCAUUAUGAUUUGUUAAGAACUGAAGUUUUAGAGGAUCUUCAAAGAGCUAGCGUUGCUUUCUUCGCUGUUAAUUAUAAAGACCUUGUUCUGCCAGAUAAUUCGCCAUUGUAUAAUUACAUUUUCUACCGUGACGUUCGAAUUAUAAACACUUUUAUUGAUAAAAAUUUUACUCCAUAUGUUAGAGUUGGAUUCAAACCAAGUAGACCCGUUAAUUGGACUAAGGGUGAGCAUCUGAUCUACGGUACCUUUGUAUUAUUAUUCAAAGUUAAAACAGAAUCUGGUAAUAUAUCUGUCGAUACGUCAAGUAUGAUCUGGGCAAUGGUCGAACAUUUUAGCCUCGAUGAAGUCAGAUCUCAUAGUAUUGCACCACAAGAAAGUUGCGUGGGAUUAAACUUUUUCGACUCAGAAUUCGACAAGCUUGAUCUUAACGGUAAAUAUGUUAUGCUGGAAUCAACAUUGAACUAUGCUUCAAUAAGACCAGUAAUGGAAUGGCUCAAAGAACCAAGUAAUGGUAUUCAACGAAUUUCUCCAUUAUCUCGAGAAUUAUUUACGUGUGUUCUCGAUAAGUCUACCCCGGAUUAUCUUGAGAACGUUUCCUUUGAUAUUACUUCAAUAUUGGUCGAUCAAAAACAACCUGUCAUUCCUAAGAGCCGAGCUGAUUGGCCAAAUUAUUGGACUCCAUAUAGCUCCCCAGCAUAUAACAUGGAAUUUUCUUGUGUGCUUGCUUUAAGGCAAAUAAUUUCAAGAAAGGUUGCCGUGAUCGUGGCACCAGUUGUUACUUCGAAAGCACAAGUUGCUGCAAAAGCUGUUGAGUUACUUAAGCAGGCCAUCAAACAGAGUCAUUGUUUCGAGCCGAUUCUCAUCCUUGCACGUAGUUCAUAUGCUCUUGACAGUAUUUUGGAGCAAUUACUUCCUUCUUUCCCAGACCUAAUUCGCUGUGGAUCGUUCUCGAAAUAUAGUAAUCCUGAUCUAAAAGCACGUCAAAUUCAUGGUGUGGCAAAUGAACAUUUAAUUUUUAGACGCAGUUCUGUUCAAUUACGUAGAGAAUGGCUAAAAAUUCGCGAAAGAAUGAGUAAUGAGCAAAGAACGCUAGAAGAUUUGUGGAAAUUUAGGAGAUCUGCCUUGACAUUGGAAUAUUUUGCCGAAACGUGUCCCAGAGCGUUCCGCGAACAAUUAAUUCCUGCGAAAUUAAAGAAUUGUGAAUAUAAGAACCUUGGAUUUGAGUCAGAAAAUGCAAUGGUUGUACGUUGCUUAGAAAAUUGGUUAGAAGGAGAGUCCGAAUUGAAUACGUUUGACAAUAUUUUCAAAUUAAAGAAUAAUUCAUCUGACACUAAAGCUAAUAAAAGGGGUCCUUCGAAAAAAGAUUUCCCCGCUUUUCCACCUUCAAAUAGUUCUAAUAACCAAAGAACUAGCACAUCUUUUCCCACAAAGUCUCGCGUAUGGACUAAUGUUGUUACUAACCAAGGUUUUGAUGAUAACAAUCCAGUAAAAGAAACGUCACAUAAUAAUGGUCAACCAAAUCAUAAAGAUUCUCAAGUUGUAUCAUUGCUAACGGAACUCUCUAAAUCGUACUUAUUCGAAAACGAUAAGAUGAACAAUGAAGAUGAUAUUUCUACCCCUUCUGACUUUGAUAAGGAAAUCUUGGAACAUCAGAUUAAUGACCGUGUUAUAUGCAAGUGUGAAGAGGAUCAAGAACUUAAACCGGAAGGUCAAAAUUACAAAUAUCAAAUUGAUUUCGCUAGUGUUUCGAAAAAAUUUUGGAGUAAAAGUGGAAAGGGAAUUUGGUCCAUGUCAUCAAGCGAGCGAAGAUUGUUAUAUAAUAGGUUUCGUCAGCAUCAUCUUGAAUUCUGUGAUUCAGAAAUUAGGGAACGUCAAAAGAAAGCGAUAUUGGAAGCGGAAAAGUUAGAAACUACUCAAGUUGCGAGAUGGACUGAAGUGUGCAAUUUCGCUCCAGUGAUCGGAAUGACCUUUAAUUAUGCUACGGCAUAUCGUGAAGUCCUCGCCUCUGUUAAGCCAAGAGUUUGUAUUGUGGACGAAGCCUCAGAAAUUUCUGAAGCACAUUUAAUGUCAUUAAUUUCUUCCAAUAGACUUGAACAUUUGAUAAUGUUUGGUGAUAACCAGCUUUCAAAGCCUAACGUCAAGAGUAAGACCGCUCAAGAACACGGUUUAGACGUGUCCUUAUUUGAAAGAUGGAUCGAAUGUGGUGGGGACCAUGUUAAUUUGAAACAACAGUCUCGCAUGCAUCCAUCGGUUCAUGAACUUGUUCGUACGCUUUAUAAUAACGUUGACCCGACGGAACAUAGCGUAGCAGUAAAUAUUCCCAAAAUCAUGGGCGUCCCUUCUCAUGUGUUUUUUAUGACACAUAACAACUUUGAUGAAAACUGGAAAACAAACACGUUUGAAGCGAAGUUUGUUGCCAGCUUUGCUUUUUAUUUAUAUCAACAGGGAUAUGACCCAGCAAGAAUAACAAUUUUGACACCUAAUGUGAAUCAGCAAAAAUUAAUUUUGGAAUCAUUGAAACCAGAAUUAAAAAAAGAGCCAGGUCAACACCUGCCUUAUAACAUUCAUGGACGAUUGGACAAAGAGAAAACCAAAGCAGGAAAAAUUCAAGUUAAAUUGAUUGACGAACAUAAUAAUGAUGAGAACCAAAUCGUUUUACUUUCAUUAGUAGCGGUAAGCGAAAAAUGGUACGAGGAAGCUUUCAAGGUGUUAAAUGAUAAAAAGCGAGUAAUUAUAGCAUUGUCAAGGGCACUUCAUGCUCUUUAUAUCUUUGGUAAUGAGAAAAUGCUUCAGAAAAGUCAAAUAUGGUUUCCAGUUAUUGAAAAGUUAAAGACUAUACCUAAUGCAUAUGGUAGAAGCCUAACUCUCGAUUGCAACACCCAUAUUAAUAAAAAGAUUGACAUCACAAAUGUUAAAGAUUUUGAUACUAAAGUUCCAUAUGGAGGAUGUUCGGAACCAUGCCACGGUUUGUUAAAGUGUGGGCACGCAUGUCAAAGAAAAUGUCACCCUAUCCACCAUACAAAAGAAGUAGAAUAUAUUUGCUCUCGACAAUGCGGUGGCCAACAUAGGCCUCAAAAAUGUGAACAUGAUUGUCCUAAGAAAUGCCAUGAAUGUGAAAAGGCUGGAAAAUGUCCUCCAUGCGAACACCUUGUCGAUUCCACUUUACCAUGUGGACAUAUAAAAUCUAUACCAUGUCACCAGAUGAAUACAGAUCACUCAAAUCGUGGUUGCGAAGAGGAUGUGUGUCUGAAAUUACCAUGUGGACACAAACAUAGGGUUAAAUGCUACCAGAAAGAUAACGAAGAAAUUAUAAUGACUAUGGAAUGCAAAGGAAUGAAAUUAUUCACUUUUGCCAACUGUAACCAUAGUAUUAAAUUACCAUGUAGCACAAAGUCUCCCGUAUGUCAAGAAACCUGCGGUAAGAUGUUCGAUUGUGGACAUCUUUGUCAGCGUCAAUGCGGAAUUGAACAUUCUCAUGAAAGAUCUAAUUGUACACGCGAAUGUCCAAAAGGUUUAAUUUGUGGACAUCAAUGCGCGAACGGUUGUAGCGAACCUGAUCGCCAUACCUCUUUCUGCAUUAAACCAUGUCGUAUUAAGUGUUUACAUGGGCAUGUAUGCCCCAAAACUUGCCACGAAGAAUGUACAAAAUGCCUUGAGCCUUGUCCAUGGAAAUGCCCACACUAUGUAUGCAACAAAAGAUGUUAUGAAUUUUGUAACCGACAUCCAUGCAAUAAGCGAUGUCCUAGAGUAUUAAAGUGCUAUCAUGAAUGUAAUGGUUUUUGUGGUGAAGUUUGCCCGCCUUGCUUGAAAUGCAAUCCCAAUAAGCAAUGUAGUAUAACGCUUCAAAGCUUCUCCGAAAUAAAAGAUUUUGAACGUCUUUACAUGCUUCCAGAAUGUCAUUGUGUAUUCAUAGCAGAAGGUCUUGACAUGUACUUUAAAAAUCAAGUAAAAAAUGGCGAACAUACAGCAGUCAAACUUUGGCAGUGUCCCAAUUGUCAAGAACCUAUUUUUACAGCAAUGAGAUAUAACCGUUACUUAAAGACUGAAAUUAAUCUCUGGAACGUAAUAAAAUGCAAACAAGAAUCGGCCCGAAGUUUGAUUUCGGCAGAAGAACGAAAGCAAAUAAUAGAUGCAAUGAAUGAAGAAACACGAACCGCUGAUUUCAAUAGUAUGGUUGGUGGUAGAUGGUUUGUCUGUCCAAAUAACCAUCCUUACUAUAUUGGAAAUUGUGGUGGUGCUACUCAAGUCUCUCACUGCCCAGAUUGUGGAUACGUUAUCGGUGGGACUCAACAUCGAGUGGUCCCAUCAAACAGAUUCUAUGGCGAAUUUGAUAACAGUGCAUCGCCUGCUUGGCCUGGGCAGCAUUAG
Molecule: messenger RNA, 6692 nt
Organism: Funneliformis mosseae
Lineage: Eukaryota; Fungi; Glomeromycota; Glomeromycetes; Glomerales; Glomeraceae
Source: the annotation of a GenBank genome assembly